CUUUGCGUGCAACCCUUUUGAAUCUUUCAAGCCUCUCGAGAGGAGGAGGAGGAGGAGGAGGAGGAGGAAGAAGAAGAAGAAGAAGAACAAGAACAAGAACAAGAAUAAGAUCCAACUCUCUCAGGAGAAGAGCAAGAGGAGGGACGUCAGAUGGGGGCAGAUCCACCGUCGCAGACGACGGCAUCUCGAGGAAGGGCCGCCGACGUGUGCAUAUGGUUCGUGUCGAUCCUCUUCUUCCUCCUCCUCCUCGCCGGCGGAGCCAUGCUGGUCCUCUACAUGGUCCUUCCUGAGACGAGCACCACCAUGUGGUUCCCGGCCGCCGGCAUGAUCCUGGUCGGCAUCCCCUGGGCCUUCUGGAUCAUGACUUGCUUCUACAGGUUCAUGUCGUGGAGGGCGCCUCACGACGACGCAUCCCCGGCCGCCGCCUCGGCCCCUCCCACCACCAACAAGUAGGAGCUACGUCGCUGGCAUCAUCUCAUGGGAGCCAAGUGCGCCGUCCGCUGUCUCCGUAACUCCAUGCUCUCAUGCAGUAAUAUGGUGUAAGAGCUGCCUGUCAUUGCUGUUGCUAAACCUAAUGA
This is a messenger RNA of Musa acuminata subsp. malaccensis (wild Malaysian banana), 578 nucleotides long. The record is from RefSeq and is a predicted model, not a curated record. NCBI's taxonomy places the organism in Eukaryota, Viridiplantae, Streptophyta, Magnoliopsida, Zingiberales, Musaceae.